AGGAGCUGAGCGCCCGCCAUGAGCGUCGCCCCGGCCGCCCCCGGGCUCCGGCUGCUCCCGCUGCUGCUCCUGCUGGGACCACGGCUCCAGGCUUCGGGGGUCGCCGAGUCGCCUCUGCCCACUGUGGUCCUUGCCAUCCUGGCCCGCAAUGCCGAGCACUCGCUGCCCCACUACCUGGGCGCGCUGGAGCGGCUGGACUACCCCCGGGCCAGGCUGGCCCUCUGGUGUGCCACUGACCACAACGUGGACAACACCACGGGCAUGCUGCAGGAGUGGCUGGCGGCUGUGGGCGGUGACUAUGCAGCUGUGGUCUGGAGGCCCGAGGGGGAGGCCAGGCUCUACCCAGAGGAAGAGGGUCCUAAGCACUGGACCAAAGAGAGGCACCAGUUUCUGAUGGAGUUGAAGCAGGAGGCCCUGACCUUUGCCAGGGACUGGGGGGCUGACUACAUCCUGUUUGCAGACACGGACAACAUCCUGACUAACAACCAGACACUGCGGUUUCUGAUAGAGCAGGGGCUACCGGUGGUGGCCCCCAUGCUGGACUCCCAGACCUACUACUCCAACUUCUGGUGUGGCAUCACCCCCCAGGGCUACUACCGCCGCACCCCCGAGUACUUCCCCACCAAGAACCGCCAGCGCCGGGGCUGUUUCCGGGUUCCCAUGGUCCACUCCACCUUCUUGGUGUCCCUGCGAGAGAAGGAGACAGCUCAGCUCGCCUUCUACCCACCUCACCCCAAUUACACGUGGCCUUUCGAUGACAUCAUCGUCUUCGCCUACUCCUGCGAGGCCGCUGGGGUCUCAGUGCACGUGUGCAAUGAGCACCGAUUUGGGUACAUGAACGUGGCAGUGCAACCCCAGCAGGGGCUGGAGGACGAGAAGGUCAACUUUGUCCACCUGAUCUUGGAAGCACUCGUGGACGGGCCCCCCAUGCAGGCCUCAGCUCACGUGUUUCGGCCCCCAAAGAGGCCCAGUAAGCUGGGGUUUGGUGAGGUCUUUGUCAUCGGCCUGGCCCGCAGGCCCCACCGGCGAGCCCGCAUGCUGAGCUCGCUCCGGGAGAUGGAGAUCUCUGGGCGCGUGGUGGACGCUGUGGACGGCCGGCUGCUCAACAGAAGUAUCCUCAGGACCCUGGGCGUGGACCUGCUCCCCGGCUAUCAGGACCCCUUCUCGGGCCGCACGCUGACCAAGGGGGAGGUGGGCUGCUUCCUCAGCCACUACUCCAUCUGGGAAGAGGUGGUGGCCAGGGGCCUGGCCCAGGUCCUGGUGUUUGAAGAUGAUGUGUACUUCAAAAGCAACUUCCGGGGGAGGUUGGAACAGCUGAUGCGGGACGUGGCGGCACAGAAGCUCCCGUGGGACCUCAUCUACCUGGGCCGGAAGCAGGUGAACCCCGAGGAGGAGCUGGCGGUGGAGGGGCUGCCUGGCCUGGUGGUGGCGGGGUAUUCCUACUGGACGCUGGCCUACGCCCUGAGCCUGGCUGGGGCCCGCAAGCUGCUGGCCUCGCAGCCUCUGCACCGCAUGCUGCCUGUGGACGAGUUUCUGCCCAUCAUGUCUGACCGGCACCCCAACGAGCAGUACAAGGCACACUUCUGGCCUCGGGACCUGCGGGCCUUCUCUGCCCAGCCCCUGCUCGCCACCCCCACCCACUACGCCGGGGACCGUGACUGGCUCAGUGACACAGAGACGUCCUCCCCUUGGGACGAUGACAGUGGCCGCAUCGUCAGCUGGACUGGCUCUCAGAAGUCCCUGCGUGGCCCCAGCCUGGGCCUGGCUGGCAGCAGUGGGAACAGCCUCCUCCCCCACCCCCGGGACGAGCUCUAGUCCCACCAGCUCCAAGCAAAAGCACCUGGAGCAGAGCGGCGGAUCACUGGCGGGAGCCACCAAGAGCCAGCAGAUACCUCGCUGUCGCCAACACAUUGACCACUCCGCCCUCCAUCCAAGAUGGAGCCAGCUGGCUGCCCAGUGGCGCACACCUGUAAUCCUAGCUACUCAGGAAGCUGGGGCCUGGAGGACUGGACAGAAAAGUGUGGGAGAUUCCUUCUCCAAUCAAAAAGCCAUGCUGAAGGCAUGGCUCAAGGGGUAGAGCACCAAGUGGGCGAACCACGUAGUGAGACCGUGAGGCUCAAUGGCCCCCAACCCUGUGGCCUGGGACCUCCUCAUCCUGUGUGAAGCCGGGUCGACCCCAGAGGCUGUGCUCCCUGAAAAUUCGGCCCCUGACCCCCUGUCUACCUCCACCUCUGCCUCAUCCCUGACUCUACAUCUGGGCCUCACCAGCACCCUCUUGGGUGAUGGGAAGAGCAGAGAGGUGGGUGCCGUGGGCCUGGUGCUUUGUUCCCAGCAGGCCCUCAAUAAAAGCCCGCUGUAUUUGCACCUUA
Perognathus longimembris pacificus (Pacific pocket mouse) is the source of this 2369-nucleotide messenger RNA. RefSeq names its product cerebral endothelial cell adhesion molecule (gene Cercam). The coding region runs from base 19 to 1815 and encodes 598 amino acids. Lineage: Eukaryota; Metazoa; Chordata; Mammalia; Rodentia; Heteromyidae. The record is from RefSeq and is a predicted model, not a curated record. The transcript is spliced from 13 exons.